CACUCUCAAUAUUAGAAAUAGGAGUAUAUAUUUACCCCAUUUCCUUCCUUUCUCUGGACCAACACUAUCCCAGCUUCCAAAAUUUCCCCUUUCUGAUUGAAGAGUAGCAAGAUGCAGAAAUUGUUUGCACUCACUUCUUCAUUGUCCAGAAGAACCCGCAGUUCCGCAGCUUUUUCCACUUCUCUCCUCUUCGACGACACUCAGAAACAGUUUAAAGAAAGCGUGGCUCAGUUUGCUGAAGAAAACAUUGCUCCUCAUGCUGCUGAAAUAGACAGAUCUAAUUACUUACCCAAGGAUGUUAACCUAUGGAAAUUAAUGGGAGAUUUUAACCUCCAUGGGAUCACUGCCCCAGAGGAAUAUGGAGGACUUGGCCUUGGCUAUAUAUACCAUUGUAUAGCUAUGGAGGAAAUCAGCCGUGCCUCUGGUUCUGUUGGUCUUUCAUAUGGUGCACAUUCUAACCUAUGCAUAAAUCAAUUGGUGAGGAAUGGGACUCCUGCACAGAAGCAAAAAUACUUGCCAAAGCUAAUAAGCGGGGAGCAUGUGGGAGCUCUUGCGAUGAGUGAACCUAAUGCUGGCUCCGACGUAGUUAGCAUGAAAUGCAAAGCUGAUCGUGCUAAAGGUGGUUACAUUCUCAAUGGGAACAAGAUGUGGUGCACUAAUGGUCCUGUUGCCGAGACAUUGGUUGUUUAUGCAAAAACAGAUAUGGCAGCUCACUCAAAAGGAAUCACAGCAUUUAUCAUAGAGAAGGAUAUGCCUGGAUUUAGCACCGCCCAGAAACUGGACAAACUUGGAAUGCGUGGAAGUGAUACAUGUGAGCUAGUAUUUGAAAAUUGCUUUGUUCCUGACGAAAAUGUUUUGGGCCUGGAAGGGAAAGGAGUUUAUGUCAUGAUGUCGGGGUUAGAUCUGGAGAGGCUUGUUUUGGCCGGAGGACCUCUAGGAAUCAUGCAGGCAUGUCUUGAUGUUGUUCUUCCCUAUGUCAAACAGCGAGAACAAUUUGGCCGACCAAUUGGGGAAUUUCAAUUUAUACAGGGAAAGGUUGCUGAUAUGUACACUUCAUUACAGUCUUCAAGGUCAUAUGUAUACUCCGUUGCUAGGGACUGUGACAGUGGAAUUGUUAACCCAAAGGACUGUGCUGGUGUCAUACUUUGUGCAGCUGAAAGAGCUACACAAGUUGCUCUUCAGGCAAUUCAGUGUUUGGGUGGCAAUGGCUAUGUUAAUGAAUACCCAACCGGGCGUUUCUUGAGGGAUGCCAAAUUAUAUGAGAUUGGAGCUGGAACGAGUGAAAUUCGAAGAAUGAUUAUUGGCCGUGAGCUCUUUAAGGAACAGUGAGGCUGACUGCCGGUGUUCAGUACUGUGGGCUAUGUUAAAUUUACGCUGUUCUACUUAGAGAAUAAUUUUAAAUCAUUAUAAUUUAUAAAGAUUAUGUCAA
Messenger RNA from Salvia splendens (bonfire salvia), 1429 nucleotides. Its product is annotated as isovaleryl-CoA dehydrogenase, mitochondrial. Gene Ontology annotation, molecular function: 3-methylbutanoyl-CoA dehydrogenase activity; flavin adenine dinucleotide binding. The coding region runs from base 112 to 1329 and encodes 405 amino acids. NCBI's taxonomy places the organism in Eukaryota, Viridiplantae, Streptophyta, Magnoliopsida, Lamiales, Lamiaceae. The record is from RefSeq and is a predicted model, not a curated record. The transcript has 15 exons. Gene Ontology annotation, biological process: L-leucine catabolic process. Gene Ontology annotation, cellular component: mitochondrion.